CUGGAAAGGUUGCCCUAGGAACAGGCACAGGGUUAUUUUCGGUGGGAGUGCUACCAGCCAUCAUUGGCUAUUGUUCCAUUAACGGAGCAGCCAUAACUGCCGCAAUUAAAGCUUGUAUGGCUUCGGUUUUUGCUCUGAAAUCGGGUCUAACAGUUAAAGAAAGAGUAGCGGAAGAAGUUAUUAGUCAACCUGUUACUGAAAAUAUCUUUGCUCCUUACGUAGUCCGAGAAACCGAGCCCGAAAGAGAAACUCGCCAACUCAGUACUGAAAUUUCUAGUUUGCAUACCGAAGUAGAGAAUUUACGGACUGAAAUACAAGAGGCCGAAGAAAGAGACUCAGAAGCAGCCACUAUUGAUUUACAAGAGCGACGCGAGCAAUUAGAACAAACCGAAGCCAGAUUAAAAGAGUUAGAAAGAAAGUAUAACGAUAUCCCGGCGGAAGUUCGUUGUUCUAGCCUGGCCAAAAGCGAGCAAAUUCACCAAUUCCAAAAUCAUCUGACCCAAGGAACUAACGAAGAAACUCUGGAAAAAAUUCACCAGCAAAUGGGUUUAAUGACUACCGAACUCCAA
Racocetra fulgida is the source of this 569-nucleotide messenger RNA. The record is from the annotation of a GenBank genome assembly. Lineage: Eukaryota; Fungi; Glomeromycota; Glomeromycetes; Diversisporales; Gigasporaceae.